Molecule: messenger RNA, 588 nt
Organism: Leptopilina boulardi
Lineage: Eukaryota; Metazoa; Arthropoda; Insecta; Hymenoptera; Figitidae
Exons: 1
Coding region: 1-588 (195 amino acids)
Source: RefSeq, a predicted model, not a curated record
AUGAGGGAAUACGAAAAGUUGAAUCAUAUGGAAGUUUCAAAGGGGAAAAGAGACGAAGGUAAUUAUAUGCCACAUCAUGGAAUAAUAAGAGAAUCUAGCAUCACGACGAAGUUGAGGGUGGUAUUUGAUGCAUCAGCGAAGACAUCAACUGGAGUGUCCUUGAACGAGACUCUGAUGGCGGGUCCACAAAUUCAAGAUAACAUUGCCACGCUGCUAAUGAGAUUUCGAAGUCAUCCUAUAGCAUUGACUGCAGACGUGGAAAAGAUGUAUCGUCAGUUUUGGAUUCAUGAGGAUGAUCAAAAGCAUCAAAAGAUAUUGUGGAGAUUCAGAGAAGAUGAACCAAUAAGAAUCUACCAGUUGAAAACUGUGACGUAUGGCACGUCAGCGGCGCCUUUUCUUGCUGUUCGGUGUUUAAAGCAAUUAGCAAUGGAUGAAGGGGCUUUAUAUCCAGAGGCUGCAAGGAUUCUCAUCGAGGAUUUCUAUGUGGAUGAUCUUAUGACGGGAGCAGAUUCUUUAAAAGAAGCUAAAAAAUUGCAGGCAGAUCUUUGUGGUCUGACAUCAAAGGGAGGAAUGCAUCUGACAAAAUAG